AGUCAAACAGCUGUCAUAAUCUGAGGCCCGUGAAUUUUUCGCUCAGCUCUUCGUACGAUUUGUAUUUAGACUGCUUAAAAUAAAAAUAACUUCAGCAAAAUGAUGAAUUUGUCCAGAGCCGUUGUCCGUAGCUUUGCUACCACCGCCUCUCGUCGUGCCACCGCGACCAGCAAGGAUCAGAUUGAGAAGGGUUACUUCGAAAUCCGCAAGGUGCAGGAGCAUUUCCAGAAGAAGGACGGCAAGCCCGUUUUCCUAAAGGGCUCCACAUUCGACAGCGUGCUCUACCGCGUCACCGUGGCGCUUGCCCUGGUCGGCAUUGGUGGCAUGGGCAAGCUCUUCUGGGAGCUCAGCGUGCCUCAGAAGGACGAAUAAGGCGCAAGCAGUAUAGUCUAACCCAUUAAGCUAAGCCAUUACCAGCAAAUCCGUAACCCCAUCUCCGGCAUAUUUGUUGCAGCGUAGUCACCUUAUAUUUCUGUGUCCUGAUAGUAGAAUCCUGGUAUACAACCCCUAGAUUGUGUUGCUUGUGUUAGAAUAAUUAAGUUCAAAGUGUAACUCAACAUUCGCAAAAGCAUUUCAAGCGUGGAAAUAUAAGAUCUUGGCUGUAAACUAAGA
Molecule: messenger RNA, 612 nt
Organism: Drosophila arizonae
Lineage: Eukaryota; Metazoa; Arthropoda; Insecta; Diptera; Drosophilidae
Gene: COX7A
Product: Cytochrome c oxidase subunit 7A
Biological process (GO): mitochondrial electron transport, cytochrome c to oxygen; regulation of oxidative phosphorylation; mitochondrial respirasome assembly
Cellular component (GO): respiratory chain complex IV
Source: RefSeq, a predicted model, not a curated record